CCACGCCGCCGUGCUCGUCUCAUCGAUGAGCCUCUCAGACUUGUGACUCUUGCCUCGCAUCUUCAACGUCUCCGACGCCCAGCUCACUGGCAACUCGCCAUGACGCCGACCAUCCUUCGCGAGAGGCCGACGACUGACGACGACUCUUGGAUAUUCCAAACCGCCCUGCCACCACUGAAACGUCCCGGGAUGGGCCUCCAUAUCUCUUUUUCACCUGAAAAGAUUACACUCGACAGGACACAGUUCCCUCAGAACCGAAUCUUGCAGUCAGACGACGCGACCAAAUUCGUCUUGGUGUCGUUCGAGAAGCUCAGAUUCCCUGAUACGUCGCCCCGUGUUGCGCAGGAGUACAUGAUCCGCUUCUUCAAAGCGGGCUUAUUCUUGAACGGUACGCAAUACCGGUUCUACGGGCACAGUAACUCUCAGCUGCGAUCUCGAAGCUGCUUUCUUCGCCAAGCCGAGAAUGAUGAAGAACUCGACGCACUGAUAUAUCGCCUUGGUGACUUUCUUAAGAUUACCAGUGCUUCUAAGAGAGCAAAGCGCAUUGGCCUCUUGUUCUCAGAAGCAAAAAUCGACUGGAAUUUGCAGCCACGAUGGACGAAGGACAUUGAUGACAUCGUCGUGAACGGAGAGACCUUUUCGGAUGGAUGUGGGCUGAUCUCGGUCAAGUUUGCGAAGCAACUGAGCAAACACAAGCGCAUUUUGUACCAUGGACGACCCUAUACUCCAACUGUCUAUCAGAUCCGCUAUCGUGGCUACAAAGGAGUACUCGCUAUCGACCCGCGGUUGACGACCGACCACGUCCACUUCCGCAAGAGCCAGAAGAAAUUCACAGCAACUCAGAACGACACCUUCUCCGUGGUCGAUCACUCAACCCCGUUUGCGUUCGCACGGCUGAAUAACGACAUUGUCGUCCUCCUCGCGAGCUUGGGCAUCUCUUCGGACGCUUUCCUUGCGAAGCAACGCGGUUAUCAUGAGUGGCUGCAGAAAGCCUCGGACGGCUGGGAAGCAGCGUUCGACUUGCUCUGCGCUGCGAAUCGCUACGCAAUGGCUGAACGAUUACUACUCGAGGGCAUCGACUCCAAGCCUGUACGCCAAGAGAUACGCGCCCUGCAGAAUAGCGAGCUGGCGUCCAUUCGGAAGAACGACCGACUCCGCGUCAGGACCCUCGUUCCAAAAUCACGGUUUCUGUUUGGCGUCUGUGAUCCCUACAGCGUCCUUCGCGAGGGCGAAGUGCAUGUUCGCAUCAUGAUCCCGAGGAAAGGAAUAACGACGCUCACGAACGUCGACGUCCUGGUGGUGCGGAACCCGUGUCUUUACCCUGGGGACUGUCUCAAGCUUCGUGCUGUUCAUCACCCUGCAUUGGACCAUCUGAUCGACUGCCUCGUCUUUGCCAGUCGCGGUCGACGCGCAGCGCCUUCAAUGAGCUCCGGUGGUGACCUUGACGGAGACAAGUUCACUGUCAUCUGGGAUCCCGACCUCGUUCCGAGAAAGGUCGCGCAGUCUUAUGACUAUCCCGCCCCUCCAGAGCGUCUAAAUGCAAAGAUCGCUCGUCAGGACCUUGCUAAGCAUUUCGCAGCGUACAACAGCAUAACGAUGGGACGCGUAGCUGCUCUGCAUCAAAAGUGGAUUCGCCUCAGCCCGGCAGGCGCGAUGAGUGCAGAGUGCCAAGAACUCAACGCGCUUUACUCCCUCGCCGUCGACGGUGGCUCGAUCAAGAUCCCUGAGCGCCUCGUCAAAGUCCCCCAAAACGUGAUGCAGGAGCCCUACGUGCUCGACGUCCUGCACGAUGCGGCUCGAGAGUUCGCCGAGCACUUCCGCCAGAUUGGGCCCGAGGAGUCUAACGGCGGCGCAGCGAGCGUAGAUGUCGCGGAGGACAUGAUUCUCCGGCUCCUCUCCUCGGAGAAGGCGACCAUGUCAGAAUACGAGAUGCUCUGCAAGGCAGCUGCGAUUGCGCGGAAACAUGGUAUCGAUAUGAGGAGAUACUUUUCGCACGUAGACUUCAGCGCGCUGACCGUCGCGGAGAAGUACGCUACCGCGAGUAUGCUAGCAAUGACGGAAGAUGAGAUACCCUACGUUUGGAACAGCCUUGUCCGCUCUGAGAUCCUGCGGCGCAAAGACCUCGAAGACAGGGAUUUGGGUGGACCGCUUCGCCUACAGCGCCUAUAUUCUUCGUCCAUACAAGGCCGCGCAGCAUUCUUCGAGUACCUGAAAAAUGCUCUGCAAAAUUACAAUCGGAGGAUGAUAUUGUUGAAGACCGACGACCGCUUUUCCGCCGGCAUUUUCUUCCGCGGGCCCAUCCCUUGGGACGAAGACCAUGUAAUAGAUGAUAAUGUUCUGGCAUGCUCCUUCCUGCCCGAGUCGACGACCGUUAUAUCCACGUACAAGCGCGGCGUCAAAGGCUGGAUCCUGUCUUGCUCAGACAAUACGUUGCAGCUCUUCAACCGACAACGGGCGAACACAUUCAUCUUUCUCACUCGACCCCCAGAGAAAUCUGGCGCAGAUAUUAUCACGAGCAUAGCGCUGCAAAAUUUCUCGCGGUUUGUCCAGCAGCAAUAUGGACGCAUGAACCGUACGCCAGUCACCUCCAUCGAGAUUCACGUCGUGUCGAACCGAGAUCGGGUCGCUCAUCAGCUCUUUGACUUGCGCUUUGAAUACGUAGAGACAGAAGAACUCCUGCACAGAUUCGACCACAGACCCGGCCAGUAUACCCCAAACUCGCUGCUGAGCGUGAACUGGGAGGAACGACCUGCCGAAGAGCGCACAGUCUUGGUCGGCGCUCUCGAUGCUGCCUCUCGCGUGCUGGAUGCCACCUCAUCCGACGACGCCCUCGGCUACUUCUACAUGGCCAGAAAACACCGCGCAGAGGACCGAAUGUUCCACAUCUUCGAAUCGCUCCUGCGCAAGGACGACUUUCCAUUGCACACGGUUCUGACGGCCAUGGUCGAACACCCGCCUCUGGCGUAUUGUGCUCUCAAGCGGUUCCUAUCGGAGGAGCCAGCGGAGCUCAGCGAGCCUCUCCGCGCAAGGCUGGCUAUAGCUGUGCUCAUUCAGAUUGUUCGCUCCGCAAACGACCUCGGCAUGGCCGCCCUCGCAGCGCUCGAGCGCCUCGCCUCGGUCAUCGCUAAACUCGACCUCUCGGCCUACCUCGACCUGCUCUGGCUCGCCGCCCUCUGCGUCCGCUCCUUCGAGGUCGUGCAAGAGGUGCUCCUCGUCCUUCACGAGAGCCGGACGGCGCAGCAGGACGUCCCCGCCAUCGAAGCGUAUGCGCACAAGCACGCCCUGGCGAUCGUCUUCGACCGCGCAGAAGAGGCCGCCGACGCCUGUCCCUGCGACGAGCAGGGGCGUCCGCGGCGGCAGAAGACGGCGCCA
Molecule: messenger RNA, 3372 nt
Organism: Phanerochaete carnosa HHB-10118-sp
Lineage: Eukaryota; Fungi; Basidiomycota; Agaricomycetes; Polyporales; Phanerochaetaceae
Exons: 13
Biological process (GO): siRNA processing
Cellular component (GO): nuclear RNA-directed RNA polymerase complex
Molecular function (GO): RNA-directed RNA polymerase activity
Source: RefSeq, a predicted model, not a curated record